GACUUUCUAGUCAUAAACAUUCAGGGUUUCUACUCUCCCGUGCCGAUUCAGUCACUUAGGUUAGGUAGUCCACAUCGUUUUUACAUUUGCAGACUGGCUACACCAUGGAAGAAGCUGAAAAUCUGAGUGCCCCAGAUAUACAAGUUCGCCUUAGGUCCUCCGAUGACGGUGAGGAAUUUGGACCCAUUGAGGGCGAAGGGCAGGACAGAGCCGAAAACGCACACGGCGUAGCUCUACUUGAUGGAUGGCCGGAUACCACAGUGCUUUACGUUUUCACCAAGCUUUUCGAAUUCAUGUGGGCUAGCAUCUUUACGACCACCUAUGUGGAGCGGGGAAGGAACGAGUACUUUGCUGGAUUUAGCAAUGUAAACCUGGUCACAUCGUACCAUGAAGAUCGUAAUAAGAACAAAUGGAUCCACCUGUCGCUAGUUUUCCGCGCUUCGACCUUCCCGAUGUUCCGGAGGUCUCUUGAAUAACAAAAAACAACCAAAAAUCGAAAAAGAAAAGGAACUAUAAGUCCAAGAUACCGUGUCACAGCCAAAUUGAAAUUCCGCUUGGCUUUCGUUCGGGGCUGCUAUACAAUUUCUUUUCUCCGGGUCUAUAUCUGUGGCACACCUCUGGUGUGAGUGUGUGUCUGUGACAUUUUGGCAGCAGUUCAACGGAAAAACGUUUGGCAGCACGGCCAGAAAAUGAUAAGCUCAGGCAGCGGGAAAAGAAACAAGCGGGAAAACUCCAACGAAACGGUUCACUGAGUUAAAUAAAAAUUGA
Messenger RNA from Drosophila bipectinata, 768 nucleotides. RefSeq lists its product as uncharacterized. NCBI's taxonomy places the organism in Eukaryota, Metazoa, Arthropoda, Insecta, Diptera, Drosophilidae. The record is from RefSeq and is a predicted model, not a curated record.